Diaporthe batatas is the source of this 2172-nucleotide messenger RNA. Its product is annotated as RNA-binding GTPase NUG1. Gene Ontology annotation, cellular component: nucleolus. Gene Ontology annotation, molecular function: GTP binding. The record is from RefSeq and is a predicted model, not a curated record. The coding region runs from base 311 to 1990 and encodes 559 amino acids. The transcript has 2 exons. Lineage: Eukaryota; Fungi; Ascomycota; Sordariomycetes; Diaporthales; Diaporthaceae.
UUUUGUUCCUGAUAGCCCCCACUUUUUGUCAGGCUAGAUUGCUGCCAGAAAAGCCCGGAAGUCUUUUAAAACUGCGCUAGGUGAAUAAGUGAGAAUAUUGGGCCUUCUGUUCGCCUUGCCGACGAACCCCCCCUCCAAGCUAGGAAUGGAAGGGCUAGGGUUCUAAUCGAUUGCACUGGGCGGUGAGAAUUUUCUGCUUUCUGCCGCUUUUCAUCGCCUUUUGCUCGAGGCGGUCGCAGUCCGCCAAAAUGAGCCAGACCUCCUCCACCACAACGAUUCCAAUCCGGUCUCCCUAAGCCCACGACUCGAAAUGGCUGGUUCGAUCAAUAAACCCAAGAAGCCCAAGUCGAAGCGGGGCACCACGAGAUUACGGGCUAAGAUCGAGAAGAAGUCCCAUGCCAAACAACGAAAGGAGAGGAAGCAGGCCAAGAAGAACCCAGAAUGGCGCUCUAAACUGAAGAAGGACCCGGGUAUCCCGAACCUGUUCCCCUACAAGGAGAGGCUUCUGCAGGAAAUUGAGGAAAAGAAGGCCCGGAAGGAGGAGGAGGCUCGAAAGCGCAAGGAGGCCGUCAAGGCUGCCAAGACUGGCCAGGUCGAACACGCUGACGAUGGCGAGCAAGUGAUGGCGGAGGAUGUUGAGAAUGAUGAUUUCGAAGUGGACGACGACAUGAUGGAGGACGACGACGUUGACGAGUCGAAUCCGAUGGCUGCGCUAUUGGCAAGCGCAAGGCGGGCCGCCGAGGAUUAUGAGCGGGAGCUGCAAAGUGGCGACGACGACAUGGAAGACGACUCGGAUGAUGACUCGGACGGCUCCGAAGAUGGUUCUCCAGGGGUUUCGCGAGGGGCGGGCGACCUGACUUCACGGAAAGCCUACGACAAGGUUUUCAAGCAGGUCGUGGAGCAGGCCGACGUUAUCCUCUAUGUGCUCGACGCCAGAGACCCCGAGGGGACAAGGUCGCGGGAUGUUGAGAAGGCCGUCAUGAUGGCAGCGUCAGGCGGGAAACGACUUAUCCUGGUUCUCAACAAGAUCGAUCUUAUCCCACCGCCCGUUCUGAAGGCCUGGCUCGCACACUUGCGCUCCUACUUCCCCACACUCCCCAUCCGCGCAUCCAAGGCCGCACCGAACGCUCAUACUUUCGAGCACCGCGACUUGACUGUUCAGAGCACCAGCACGACCCUGUUCCGCGCGCUCAAGGCCUUCGCCGCAAGCCGCAACCUCAAGCGUGCCAUCUCCGUCGGUGUCAUCGGCUACCCCAACGUCGGAAAGUCCUCAGUCAUCAACGCGCUGCUCUCAAGACUAGGCGGUGCCCGGGGCGGCCGAUCGGCCUGCCCAGCAGGUGCCGAGGCCGGCGUGACGACGUCGAUCCGCUCCGUAAAGAUCGACAGCAAGCUGACCCUGCUCGACUCCCCCGGUAUCGUGUUCCCAUCGACGUCCGAGGUGUCCGGCGAGGGCGGCUUCGUGCCCAAGAACCCGACCGAGGCGCACGCCCACCUGGUGCUCCUGAAUGUCGUCCCGCCAAAGGCCAUCGAGGACCCCGUCCCCGCCGUCACGCUCCUGCUCAAGCGGCUGUCCACGUCCCAGGCCCUGAUGCAGAGGCUGAUGGGCGCGUACGACUUGCCGCCCCUCCUGUCCAAUUCGGACACUGGCGACGCGACCAUGGACUUCUUAGUGCAGGUUGCGCGCAAGCGCGGUCGCCUUGGCAGGGGAGGCGUCCCCAACAUCCAGGCGGCAGCCAUGACAGUAGUGACUGACUGGCGGGACGGUCGUAUCCAGGGCUGGGUCGACGCGCCGGCAGUGGCUGCGGCCGCUCCAGCGGCCGAUGGCCUGACGGCUGUUUCCGGCAUCAAGCUGCCCGCUGCUGCACCGCCCGUGGACACGGCUGCGGAUCAGAAACAGAUUGUCACGGAGUGGGCAGCCGAGUUCAAGCUCGAAGGGCUCUGGGGCGACGAUGAAGCUUCUGCGGUCAAGGAGGUCGAGAUGGAGGGCUAGAGGCGUUAUCCCGGAAGGUGAAUGGAGAAUGGAGGAAACCCUGAUGCUUCUCAUGAAGAGCAGAGUUUGGUGGCAAAUACUGUAUGCUGGGGGCGUUCGGAGUCAGAUAUGUGAUACUCAAGACGUCUAUUCUAGAAGUCAGGAAUGAUAAUCAGAGCACCAAAAUAUUCCCAACCCCGAAA